This is a messenger RNA of Tripterygium wilfordii, 1607 nucleotides long. RefSeq names its product F-box protein SKIP23-like. The transcript has a single exon. NCBI's taxonomy places the organism in Eukaryota, Viridiplantae, Streptophyta, Magnoliopsida, Celastrales, Celastraceae. Bases 254 to 1414 code for a protein of 386 amino acids. The record is from RefSeq and is a predicted model, not a curated record.
UCUCCUAUUACCUACAGUUCUGCAUGCGGUACAGACUCCGUAUCCGAGAUCUGUUGGUAUUAGGAAUUCCAACGCUCGCAAUUCCGUAUCCGAGAUCUGUUGGUAUUAGGAAUUCCAACGCUCGCAAGGUCGGUUGAUUCUUCUCUUUCUCCUAUUAAAGUAGUUCACUUGGAACGGAAUUUUUUAGUUUCAACUGUUUUUUGGUUCCCAAAAUUUUAUUUCCGGCGUAAUUUGAUAUUUGGUCAAGAUUAGCAUGGCUGCUGAAGUUCCAGAGCUUAACCUAGAUGUAAUUGGAGAGAUUGUUAAAAGAAUAGAUACAGUGGAGGAUUUGGUUGUGGUUUCCAGGGUUUGUCCAUCGUGGCGGUUGGCUGCCAUCAAAGAGAAGAAGAAUUGGGUUUCAGGUCGUCAGCUUCCGUGGUUGGUGCUGGCAGAGACCGAAGGAGAGGACGACAGUAAAAGUAGAGGUAGAGGAUUCUUCAGCUUGUACAAGAACAAACGGUACAAUAUUGAUGUUCCAGGGCUCCGUGGAUGUCGAAUUUGGGGAUCUAAUCAUGGUUGGAUCGUUGCCUUUGGUCUCGAUCUUCAAAUACAUCUGGUCAACCCUUUAUCUGGAUCUAAACUUAGUUUGCCACCACAAUCCACCUUCAAAAACCAGCCAAAGUGUCAUCCAUCCCCACAAUGGUAUCGAGAUGUUUUCAUUCAUAAAGCACUUGUGUUGAAAAGGCCAAGUCUUUCCGGAGAACAACUCGUUGUUGCUGCAUGGUAUGGUGGAUGCCACUUCCUGGCCAUAGCUAGACCAGGCGACGAAACCUGGACGGAGGUUGAAUCUGUAUAUCAGUGCGGUCCUUCCCGCAUCAUCCGAGAUGUGGCUUGCUGUAAUGGUCAGAUAUUUGCCCUUGGUUCAUGUGGAACACUAGUGCUUUGUGAAUUUGAUGGACCAUACCCUCCAAAUUCAAUAAUCUUUGCACCUCCACCUGCAGACAUUAAAUUAGCCAAUAAAUUGUACUUGGUGGAAUCAAUGGGUGAUCUUUUGAUGGUUGUGCGAGUUAUGGAUUGGGACGAUGAUUAUAACUGUGGCUAUGAGACGUCUUAUUUUGAUGUUCAUAAGUUCAAUUUUAAGACCAAGGAAUGGACAGAAUUAGAGAACUUGGGUGAUAUGGCGUUAUUCGUCGGUGACAGCUACUCCAUGUCCCUUUCCUCGACUGAGGUUGCUGGUUGUGUGGGCAAUCGCAUCUAUUUUACGGAUGAUAAUUUUGAUCAAUGGGAUAGUGAAAGAGAGAGUUAUGGUGGACAUGAUAUUGGUGUUUUCGAUAUGGAGGAAUGUACUAUUCAUGCGCUUCCUCUGGACUGCAUUGGUGAUGGUUUACGCUCUGCAUUUUCCUGUCCUGUUUGGUUGGUGCCUAGCUUAUUCUAAAAGUUCUAUAUCAUACUGCCGUUGGUCUGUUGUUGGUAGGGGUUUAGUCGUGGACGUUGGGAAUAUUUUUAUUUUAUUUUAUUUAUAUGUAAGACCUGUUUUGACAUAUUUUUUCCUUCAUUGAAUUGAACACUAAUAAGGUAUUGUUUAAUCUUGUUGUUUUAUAUGAUUAUUGAAAAGCAUUUGUUGUUCA